AUGAAAUCGUUCCUCCUAGCCGCACUGCUGCCUGCCUUUGCCUGGGCCCUCGAUCUACGAUGCCACCAAUUCUACAUUGACGUCUCGGUCAACGCUACGAACCACGCUUACGGAGUCACUGGCAUCGACGACGACAUCAACGCUGUCUCCUUCGCUCUGGACCUGUCCCGAUGGUCGGUCCUCAGCCAGACUGGCCCAGCCCCACCAGCUCUUCCUGUCGCCGGUACCUACCGCAUCCAUGUCCAGCUCUGCUUCAAUACCAACGGAGUGAAGAAGGAUACCCUGCAGUUGCUCACUCACGGCCUCUUCGCGGACAAACAGUACUGGGACAUUCAAGAGGAUCCAGACAAGUACUCAUACGUUCAUGCAGCUCUAAAUUCUGGCUAUAGCGUACUCAGCCACGAUAGACUUGGUACCGGUCUGUCUGACAAGCCGGAUGCGUACAACGUUGUUCAGGCUCCACUACAAGUUGAGAUCCUCCGGACUAUAACCGCUAUGGCGCGCGAUGGUACAUUGCAGCCUUGUGCCAACCAGUCUUCAUCGUGGGACGGAUCUUUGCUUCCGUCAAAGUUUGCCCGUUUCAAGUGCAUUGUCCAUGUUGGUCAUUCCUUCGGAUCGUUCCUCACUAGUGGCCUCAUCGGUACAUAUCCCAGGGUAUCGUCGGCCGCAAUCUUGACUGGCUUUUUACCAAACAAGGAGCUUGGUGUCUACCCGCUUGCUGGUUACGGCCUGGAUUAUGCUCCUCAGAACAAUCCGGCCAAGUACAGUGACAGAAGUAGUGGAUAUACUGUAUUCUAUCACCGCUAUAACGCAACCGACCCGUCGGGUUUCACAGACGCUUUGCUCCAGUACGGCGACAGUCUCAAGCAACCUGCCACGGUCGGGGAAUUCCUAAGCACAGGUGCCAUCAACCUUGCCUUCGCACCAGCCUUCAAGGGUCCACUUGAGUUUGUGGUCGGAGAGUACGAUACCCUGAUCUGUGACGGGGAUUGUAAAGGCACAUACUCACCAGAGGUCCUGACUGCGGUAUAUCCGAACGCCUCGAGCAUUGAUGUGCUCGUACAGCCAGGGGCUGGGCAUGCGUUGAACUUUCAUCAAAAUGCUACGGCUGGGUAUGAGGUGUCACUAAAAUGGCUUGCUAGCCAUGGUCUGUAA
This is a messenger RNA of Recurvomyces mirabilis, 1155 nucleotides long. RefSeq lists its product as uncharacterized. Bases 1 to 1155 code for a protein of 384 amino acids. The transcript is spliced from 4 exons. The record is from RefSeq and is a predicted model, not a curated record. NCBI's taxonomy places the organism in Eukaryota, Fungi, Ascomycota, Dothideomycetes, Mycosphaerellales, Teratosphaeriaceae.